GAAAUUAUUAUUAUUGUCUUAUUGCAAAAUGAGGCUCUAAAAAACUAAAAUCGAUAAAUGAAAUAGUGGACAAGCGAGUGCACCGUAUAUUUGGGCAGAAAACGGAGGACACUACACCAUCUCCGUCGGCCGAAGACCCUGCGCCUAAAUUUCUCGCAGAUCGUUUCGCUGUUCAAUUGUCCAUCAGUUUCCCGCUUGUUCAUUUGAUCUUAUUUUAGGGUUUAGUAAUUGAUUUUAAUUAUUAAAAUCAAUAUUUUCAAGAAAAUGGAGGGCCUAUUAGCGGCAAUACUGAUGAUGAUCGUGGUUUUCUCUUUGAUUCCGCUCUAUUUGUGGAGACGUCGGCUCGAUUCUCGCCUUCCCCACCAACAUGAAGAAGAGGCGCAGGAUGUACAGGGGGAGCGAGUGGUUAGGGCUGGUAAUAAUGGGCGAAUGCGGCGAAGAACUGCCGCUUCUUCUGCCAGCACAUCGUCAGCUGCCGCUAAUGUCGAAGAAACUGUUGAUGGAAGUGAUGAUGAAGACGGAGCAGACGGGAAUUAUAGGGCUAAAGCUUCGACAAAAAAGGAGAAGAAACGGCAAGAGCGAGAAGCACAACGCCAGGCUGAAGAUGCUGCACGUGACUCAAGGAGAACAAAACAAGAUCAUUAUGAUGAGAUGAGGAGGAGGAAGGAUGAGGAGCGAGAAGCUCAUGAAAGAAUGCUGGAAGAAGAAGCAAAGGCACGAAAAGCAAAGGAGGAAGAAGCUGCUGCAUUGGAGUUUGAAAAAUGGAAAGGAGCAUUUUCUGUUGAUGCUGAAGGAACAACCGAAAAUGAAGUACAAGACGGAAGCCAAGGAUUGCUCUUUGAUUUUGUGGAGUACAUCAAGAAGCAUAAAUGUGUUCCUCUGGAAGAUAUUGCUGCAGAGUUUAAGUUGCGAACUCAGGACUGUAUCAAUCGCAUCAACUCUCUAGAAACUAUGGGAAGACUAUCAGGUGUAAUGGAUGACAGAGGAAAAUACAUAUACAUCUCACUGGAAGAAAUGAAAGCUGUUGCUGAUUACAUCAGGCGUGAAGGUAGGGUUAGCAUAUCCCACCUUGCUAGCAAGUCCAACCAAUUUAUAGAUUUAGAACCAAAAUCGGAGGUAGUGGAAGAUAUAAGCAGCAUAGAGGAGAUAACUUUUGCUUGAUCUUGUCUCUUGUUAACACAAAUGUGUAUGAACAAACUAAUACUACUAGCUUUUUAAAUGAAGUUGGGAAGAGCGUACUUUGUCAGGGCUAACAUGGUUACCUUAAUGUGUACAUGUGUAAUAGCUUUUUAAUGAAGUCGGAAUCUACAUGAAUUGAGUGAUGA
This is a messenger RNA of Salvia miltiorrhiza (redroot sage), 1325 nucleotides long. RefSeq names its product DDRGK domain-containing protein 1. NCBI's taxonomy places the organism in Eukaryota, Viridiplantae, Streptophyta, Magnoliopsida, Lamiales, Lamiaceae. The coding region runs from base 265 to 1161 and encodes 298 amino acids. The record is from RefSeq and is a predicted model, not a curated record. The transcript is spliced from 8 exons.